GCCCCUCCCGCGCGCGCUCCCCGACUCCCCGGCUCGCGCCGCUCCAUGUAGCCCCGGAUCCCCGGGAGACCGAGGAGGAGGGGGCGACCACAAGAUGGCGGACCUCUCGCUGCUCCAGGAGGACCUGCAGGAGGACGCGGACGGAUUUGGUGUGGAUGACUACAGCUCAGAGUCUGAUGUGAUUAUUAUACCUUCAGCCCUGGACUUUGUCUCACAAGAUGAAAUGUUGACGCCACUGGGGAGACUGGACAAGUAUGCUGCAAGUGAGAACGUGUUUAACAGACAAAUGGUGGCCCGGAGUUUGCUGGACACAUUGAGGGAAGUCUGCGAUGAUGAAAGAGAUUGCAUUGCUGUUUUGGAAAGAAUUAGCAGAUUAGCUGACGAUUCAGAACCGACGGUGAGAGCAGAGCUGAUGGAACAGGUGCCUCAUAUUGCAUUGUUUUGUCAAGAAAACCGGCCUUCCAUCCCAUAUGCUUUUUCCAAAUACUUACUACCUAUUGUGGUUAGAUAUCUUGCAGAUCAGAAUAAUCAGGUAAGAAAAACAAGUCAGGCAGCUUUGCUGGCUCUGCUGGAGCAGGAGUUAAUUGAGCGAUUUGAUGUGGAGACCAAAGUGUGCCCCGUCCUCAUAGAGCUAACUGCCCCAGAUAGCAACGAUGAUGUGAAAACAGAAGCUGUGGCUAUAAUGUGCAAAAUGGCUCCCAUGGUUGGGAAGGACAUUACAGAGCGUCUUAUCCUCCCUAGGUUUUGUGAGAUGUGCUGUGAUUGCAGAAUGUUUCAUGUUCGAAAGGUCUGUGCUGCCAAUUUUGGAGAUAUCUGCAGUGUAGUUGGCCAGCAAGCUACUGAGGAGAUGUUGCUGCCCAGGUUUUUCCAGCUUUGUUCUGAUAACGUGUGGGGAGUCCGGAAGGCUUGUGCCGAAUGCUUCAUGGCGGUUUCCUGUGCGACAUGUCAAGAAAUCCGACGGACUAAGCUGUCAGCACUGUUUAUUAAUUUGAUCAGUGAUCCUUCACGUUGGGUUCGCCAAGCAGCUUUUCAGUCUCUGGGACCUUUCAUAUCUACCUUUGCUAAUCCAUCUAGCUCAGGCCAGUAUUUUAAAGAAGAAAGCAAAAGCUCAGAAGAUACAUCAGUAGAAGACAAAAAUAGGAUCAGAGAUCAAGAAGUUCCAGAGGAUGUACAGAUCAGGCCAGAGGAUGUUUCUUCAGAUCCCAGUAUUAGUAAUUCCAGUGUCAAACUGGAAAACAUGGUGGAAGAUCAUGCUGAAACAUCUAGGAAAUCUCCAGGUGAAAUAAGUGUCCCAAUGGACAGCUCUUUACUUUGUACUUUGUCCUCAGAAUCUCAUCAGGAAGCAGCUAGUAAUGAGAAUGAUAAAAAACCUGCUAACUACAAAUCUGCAUUACGGCCAGAGGGUGGCGCCAGUUCACCAGAUUCAGCUCUCUUAGAUCAGGAAUUGUACAACUCCUUCCAUUUCUGGAGGACUCCUCUUCCUGAAAUAGAUCUAGACAUAGAGCUUGAGCAGGGCUGUGGGAAUACUCUCAGCCCAGAGAGACCAGAAGAAACCUCUGAAGUCACCGCACCAGGUUCUUCAAAUAUCACUAUGGCCACCAGAAAGGAACUUGAAGAAAUGAUAGAAAACCUAGAGCCGCACAUUGAUGAUCCAGACGUUAAAGCGCAAGUGGACGUGCUGUCCGCCGCGCUGCGCGCUUCCAGCCUGGACGCUCGCGAGGAGGCCAGCGAUGCAGAAAGGAGAAGCGAUGCGCAGGACGGGCUGGGUGUGAACGAGCCACCAAACUGUAAAAUAAAUCACGACGCCUCCGUGCCUUUAAUCCGCGAUGCUGUUGAGAAUAUGGAGUCUACGCUUUGCUAUAUUCAUAAUGAUUCGGACUUGAGCACCAACAGUAGUUUUAGCCCUGAUGAGGAGAGGAGAUCCAAAGUGCAAGAUGUUGUGCCUCAGGCUCUGUUAGAUCAGUAUUUAUCUAUGACGGACCCGUCUCGUGCACAGACAGUCGACACUGAGAUCGCGAAGCACUGUGCAUACAGCCUUCCCGGCGUGGCCCUGACCCUGGGCAGGCAGAACUGGCACUGCCUAAGAGAGACCUAUGAGACGCUGGCAUCAGACAUGCAGUGGAAAGUUCGAAGAACGUUAGCCUUCUCCAUCCACGAGCUUGCAGUUAUUCUCGGAGACCAACUGACAGCUGCAGAUCUCGUUCCGAUCUUUAAUGGAUUUUUAAAAGACCUCGAUGAAGUCAGGAUAGGUGUUCUUAAACAUUUGCAUGAUUUUCUGAAGCUUCUUCAUAUUGACAAAAGAAGAGAAUAUCUUUAUCAGCUUCAGGAGUUUUUGGUGACAGAUAAUAGUAGAAAUUGGCGCUUUCGAGCUGAACUGGCUGAACAGCUGAUUUUACUUCUAGAAUUAUAUAGUCCCAGAGAUGUUUAUGACUAUUUACGUCCCAUUGCUCUGAAUCUAUGUGCAGAUAAAGUUUCUUCUGUUCGUUGGAUUUCCUACAAGUUGGUCAGCGAGAUGGUGAAGAAGCUGCACAUGGCCACGCCUCCCACAUUCGGAGUGGACCUCAUCAAUGAGCUUGUGGAGAACUUUGGUAGAUGUCCCAAGUGGUCUGGUCGGCAAGCCUUUGUCUUUGUCUGCCAGACCGUCAUUGAGGACGACUGCCUUCCCAUGGAGCAGUUCGCUGUGCAUCUGAUGCCGCAUCUGCUGACCUUGGCGAAUGACAGGGUUCCCAACGUUCGAGUGCUGCUCGCCAAGACACUAAGACAGACUCUGCUAGAGAAAGAAUAUUUCUUAACCUCUGCCAGUUGUCAUCAAGAAGCCGUGGAACAGACCAUCAUGGCUCUUCAGAUGGAUCGGGACAGUGACGUCAAGUAUUUUGCAAGCACCCACCCCGCCAGCACCAAAGUCUCGGACGAUGCCAUGAGCACAGCUUCCUCGACCUACUAGAGCGCUGGAACCUCGUUGUCCUUCUGCUUCCUCGGGAGCCAGGGGCUGACAAGUGCUCCACGAGAGUCAUCUGGGACAGCCUUUGGGAGGAGGAGAGACCUUCCUCUCGCGCAGACUCCAUUGCAGGUGCAAGUUGCCUACACUGAUACCAGGGAUUUUAAAAGUCAAGAGAAAGUACAGUAAACACUAUUAUCUUAUCUUGACUAUAAGGGAAAAUAAUUUCUCAGAGGAUUAUAAUUGUCACCGAAGCCUUAAAUCCUUCCGUCUUCCUGAAUGAAACUUGAAUUGGCAGAGCAUUUUCCUUAUGGAAGGGAGGAGAUUCCCAGAGACCUGCAUUGCUUUCUCCUGGUUUUCUUUAACGACAGGUAGAUGGAGUGACAGCCAGAAGGCGGCUGUGAGCCAGGAUGUAAAGAGACCUUCAGUAUUAGCCCGCACUGUCCCCACGCAGGCAAGGACCUGUUGGUUCUGUGGCCAGCUGCCCAGCCCCGCCCUAAGUGUGAAUAGUUUUUGGCGUGUGUAAAUGCAAAACGAGAUGGGGAGGGGGGGUUCUCCUAAGGGCUUGAUGCUAACACUACAGUAGAAUCUGAUUUUAAUUCUUAAAUGCAGCAUAUUGCUGUGCACAUUUACAGAACGUUGGCUGAAAUCUGUGUCCUGAUUUUCUUCAUGCUGGUCAUGACCUGAAGGAGUUUAUUGGCACGUGUGCUGUAUGUGAGGUGUUUUUAACUUGAUCAUGAUCGGCUCUGAGGUGCAGCUUUCCUUCCCACACUGUACAUACCUGUGACCACUCUCGGGAGUGCUGCGGUCUUUAAUCAUGCUGUUUAAACUGUUGUGGCACAAGUUCUCUUGUCCGAAUAAAAUUUAUUAAUAAGAUCUAUAGAGAGAGAUAUAUACACACUUCUGAUUGUUUUCUAGAUGUCUGGGGAAAUGCAGUUUGUGACCUGUAUUAAUGAUUUAGUAUGAAGUGGGAAAACUAGAUUAAAAUAUUUGUCUUUUAA
This is a messenger RNA of Neogale vison (American mink), 3939 nucleotides long. It is a transcript of the gene PPP4R1, whose product is annotated as protein phosphatase 4 regulatory subunit 1. The record is from RefSeq and is a predicted model, not a curated record. Lineage: Eukaryota; Metazoa; Chordata; Mammalia; Carnivora; Mustelidae. Gene Ontology annotation, molecular function: protein phosphatase regulator activity; protein binding. Bases 95 to 2944 code for a protein of 949 amino acids. Gene Ontology annotation, biological process: protein dephosphorylation. The transcript has 20 exons.